AUGGCUCAAAUGAUCCAUGGCUUCAUCAUUCUUUUUGCUUUGUUCCUUCUAGUCGUAGCCCUCACAAUGAGCCCUGCCUUUGCUGAACAACCGGACCAAGGCGAAGGUGAAGGCCUUACUCUAGAGCUCAUCCAUAGAUACUCCAUCCACUCCCCACUGUACUCCCCCAAUCUCACGACGGCUGAAAAGAUCAAACAGCUCAUCAAGAUCUCCGACCGCCGAUCUCUUGAGAUCGGUUUGUCGCUGGCCAACAAGUCCCGCAUGAUGGGGGUGCGGCCCGUCGUGGCGCACAACAACUGGGUGUACAUGGUGAAGCUCGGCAUAGGGACCCCUCCGACGUUCACCAACUUGGAUUUUGACACCGGGAGCAGCUUCAUGUGGACGCAGUGCGCGCCGUGCCGCAGGCAGUUUGUGCAGACGCCACCACUGUAUCACCCGAUCCAAUCCAGCACAUACCGUGCACUUCCUUGUGACCACUUCUUCUGUACUGGCCUUCCCUGCAUCGGUAACCUGUGCCACUAUGAUCUCUCGUACAUUGACGGCACCAACACUAAAGGGUACCUAGUGGCAGAUCGCUUCACGUUCGCAUCCAAUCUUGGCAACCGUUCGGAGGUAGUCAACAACGUGGUCUUCGGUUGCUCCAAAGAGAGCAGCCCGGACAUGUAUCCCCAUGGCACGGCAGUUAGUGGGAUCAUCGGCAUGGGCACCGACGCACGGUCCUUCCUGAUGCAGCUUGGAGACCGAGCAAAAGGCCGCUUCUCGUACUGCCUAGUCCCUCUAGAACACACUGGCCACAGCUACCUUCGAUUUGGAACCGACAUCGAACAUAUAAGACAUGCACAAACCACACCUCUCCUAUCACAUCACAACAGCGAUCAUUAUUUUCUCGACCUUGAGGAUCUCAGCGUCAACGGUCGGUUGCUUCAUCUGCCCUCAGAUACUUUCAAGAUAAACCCCGACGGAACAGGCGGUUGCCUCAUAGACACGGGUGCGUGGAUCAAUCUCAUGGUCAAGAACGCAUUCAACGCUUUGGUUCAUUCUUUGGAGGAGCAUUUUCAAAGGCAUAACCUUAGAAAGGUUAAGGAUCCGCAUCAAACGAAUUUGAGACUGUGUUACAAAAAGCCGAGGGGGUUCUCAUCAUACCCGGCCAUCGGGUUUCACCUCCGAGGAUCUGUUCUUCGGCCGAAGCCCAAGAACUUCUUCUACGUCAAUGAAGCGGAGGGUAGGUUCUGUUUGUCCAUUAAGGAAGCACAGCGUACAAUCAUCGGGACUUUUCUGCAGCAAAACCACCGGAUGGUGUUCGACAUUCGAAAGCGCCGGCUAACAUUUGCCGAAGAGAAUUGUGCUCGGGAUUGA
Molecule: messenger RNA, 1356 nt
Organism: Ananas comosus (pineapple)
Lineage: Eukaryota; Viridiplantae; Streptophyta; Magnoliopsida; Poales; Bromeliaceae
Product: aspartic proteinase nepenthesin-2-like
Exons: 2
Coding region: 1-1356 (451 amino acids)
Cellular component (GO): extracellular region
Source: RefSeq, a predicted model, not a curated record